Molecule: messenger RNA, 4607 nt
Organism: Monodelphis domestica (gray short-tailed opossum)
Lineage: Eukaryota; Metazoa; Chordata; Mammalia; Didelphimorphia; Didelphidae
Source: RefSeq, a predicted model, not a curated record
GUAAGGGAUCCUUCUCGUCCUGCACCUCCUCCUCCUCCUCCUCCUCCUCCUCUUCUCCUCCUCUUCUGCCUCCCCAGCUCUGUUACACUCGUUAUAGGGCAGCACCAGCUCCGGCAGCCACACGUCUCUGCCCUGGCCCUGGCCUGGCCACCAGGCAAUAGUUGGACAGACAGAAGGACCAGCCUUCCUCAUGGCAACUGCAGACAAAGGAGCAACCCAGCCAGGAAGCCCGAGCCCAGAAGCGGGUACAGACAAUGCCCCCAAAGGCAGGGCUGAUGAGACUUCUCUUGUCCAAGAGAAAGGGGCUGUGCCUCCAAGUCAGCCUCUGCCUGGCAGCCCAGGCCCCCCCAAGGAGAGAACUACGGCUGCUGGUGGGGUGGCCCUCCCAGAUGGAGGGGUAGGGGAGGCAUCCCUGGCAGCAGAGGGAAGUGCUGGACCAACAGCUGCCCUGCCCCAGCAGUCUCCACAGAAGGACUCCUCAGGGAAGAAAUCAGAGGCUGGCACCAAGGGCUCUGAGACUGGACAGGACAAGGGUAGCCGAGGGGCAGGAGAACAGGCCAAGGGAGAAAAGAAGCCUGAAGGCAAAUCUGACCCUAAGAAGGCACCCCCACCCUUCUUGCAUAGCCCCAGCUGCCCUGCUACUCUUCAGAGCUCUGAGAAAGCGACAGAGAAGAGCUUGGGGGAAGCAGAGAAAGCUCUAGGUGCUGGAAAGCACAGUUCCCAGAUCUCAGAAACUGUCCCUGGACAAACCAGUUCCACCCCAGGUGCUUCUAGCAAGCCUGAAGAGGGAGGGAAGAAGUCCCUGGAUCCUCUGGCAGGGAGCCAGAAGGAGAAGCCUUUGGAGAAGGCUCAGGGCCCAGAUGGAGAGAGAUCCCAGGCCCAGUCCAGCCCCGCUAGUCCUCCCAGGGCCCAGCCGGACAGCAGCUCAGCUAAAGAAGCAGGGGACAACCCUGAAGGGAUCGUGUUCCAGGCUGUUCCUGUGGAAAAAGAGACGACAGAGAAGACUGCCUGUCCUACUGCCAACAAAGAGGAUAACUUCGAGAUUCUAGAUGACUGCCCCCCUCCUCCAGCUCCCUUCUCCCAUCGCAUUGUGGAGCUAAAGACAGCCAAUGUGAGCAGUGAAUUCACCAUCAAUUCCCAGCACCAACUGGGAGGGGGGAAAUUUGGGGAAGUGUGCACCUGUACAGAGAAAGCCACGGGCCUCAAACUGGCUGCGAGAUCAUUAAGAAGCAAGCCAAAAGACAAGGAGAUGGCACUGUUGGAAAUCGAGGUAAUGAACCAGCUAAACCACCACAAUCUUAUCCAGCUCUAUGCAGCCAUCGAGACGUCCAUAGAGAUCAUCCUCUUCAUGGAGUUUGUGGAGGGCGGAGAGCUGUUUGAGAGGAUUGUGGAUGAGGACUCCCAGCUGACCGAGGUGGACACCAUGGUGUUUGUCAGGCAAAUCUGUGAUGGGACUUUUAUGCACAAAAUGAGAGUUCUUCACUUGGAUCUCAAGCCUGAGAACAUCUUGUGUGUCAGCACGGGCCACAUGGUGAAGAUCAUCGACUUUGGCCUGGCACGGAGGUACAAUCCCAAUGAGAAGCUCAAAGUCAACUUUGGGACCCCUGAAUUCCUGUCCCCUGAGGUGGUGAAUUACGACCAAAUAUCGGAUAAGACUGACAUGUGGAAUGGCGUGAUCACCUACAUGCUGCUGAGUGGCCUCUCCCCAUUCCUGGGAGAUGAUGACACUGAGACCCUCAACAACGUCCUGGCUGCCAAUUGGUAUUUCGAUGAGGAGACCUUCGAGACCAUCUCAGAGGAGGCAAAGGACUUUGUAUCCAAGCUCAUCGUCAAGAACCCCGGAGAACGGAUGAGUGCGGCUCAGUGCCUGGCACACCCCUGGCUCAACAACCUGGCGGAGAAGGCCAAGCGCUGUAACCGACGCCUCAAGUCUCAGAUCCUGCUCAAGAAAUAUGUAAUGAAGCGCCGCUGGAAGAAAAAUUUCAUCGCUGUGAGUGCUGCCAAUCGUUUCAAGAAGAUCAGCAGCUCAGGAGCCCUGAUGGCUCUGGGGGUCUGAGGCCAGGGGGCCUGUGUGGAGGCUGCAACAGAACAACCUAGAGAGCCUCAGGGGGUUCAAGGGCCCUGCAACUGGGAGGGCCUGAGGGCAAUGGGCCAGGCCCCCAAGGAAAGGACAGUCAGGGGGACAACGCCUAGACUUCCACAGCUUGGACUUGGACUUGCCUCAGAACUGAAGCCCGACCCAUUCUCCGGCUCGGCUGGGGUGGGGGCUUCCCCUGCCAAACGGUGACCAGAUCCAGAACCCUCCCUGUCCUAGAAUCUUCCUCCCUAGGCCCCCAACACACACUUCCCUCACUGGAUGCCACCUCAUGCAUGGGUUUCAUAGUAUUUCAAGCAAGAAGGGACCUUAGAGACCAUCUAGGCCAAUUCUCUCAUUUGACAGAUGGGAAAAGCAAGAGAGGUCAGAGAGGGGAAGUGACUGUGGUCACACAGUGAUCAGAGAGCAGAGCUGGGAUCUGAACCCACAAACCUUCUGAUUCCAAAUUCAGUGCUCUGGUUCCUACUCUCUGAACACUGAGUGUCCCCGUGGGAGGCUCCCUCCCAUUCUGCUAGGGCUGUGGAGUCCGUGAUUCGUUCAGAUGGGAAGGGGUUGCCUAACCCUAUCCAGUUUUCCCUCCCCAAACUACUCUGAUCUCAGGAGCUUAUAUCCCAAGCUACACCGAAGCUGCAGCCCCCGCCCCAAGUCCUUUCCCCAUCCUCUGGCCCUCUAGCCUCAAGGGGAAUUAAUAGUCCAUUCUGGGGCCUGGUAGGGAGGUAUGGCCCAUGGACAGACUUAGGGGCCCUUGGAAGGAGUAGGAGUCAUGAUGGCAUAAUGGAAAGAGAGCUAGAUUUGGGGUCACAAUUUAAAUUCCAGUUCUGUUACUAGUUAUGGUGCCUCAAAUAAGUCAUAACCUCUGGGCUUCAGAUUCUGCCUCUGUAAGUGAGGGGAUUUUCUAAGUGUUCUCUAAGUUCCCUUUCAACUCUAAAUCCUAUGAUCCUGGGUGCCCAAAUGCUCCCAGUUCCCCUAAACAGGAAGGGAACCCAGACUCAGAGUCAUUGUUUGCUGGGUGAGCUCUACAGCUGGGGUGGGGGGAAUCCAGAGGGAAAAAAAACCCAGUUCCUAUUAUGCCAGAAGGCUCAUUGCACAGAGCAGAAGGAAGAAAGGAAGGAAGGAAGGAAGGAAGGAAGCAAGCCCCUGACCCAGAUCCCAGAAGGAGUCCCUGGCCACAGAGGUGAGGGUGGGGGUACACAGCAAGGGCUUUGUUUUCUACUCACCUCCCUGGCCUUCCCAAGCCACCAACGGAGGCCGAGAGAGAUGGAACCUGCCUCCUCCCCAGAAAAGGAUUCCUCCACAUAGCUAGAGUCCAGAGAGGCUGCCGUGCUAAUGCAGACCAGCUGGGCCCCUAGCUGGCCUCCUCACCCCAAUGAAAGCACCAUUUCACAGUGACCACCAACAGGCAGGAACUUCUGUGUGUGAGUGGGCCAGAACUCAGGAGGAGGGCAGCCCUGCCCUUCCCUAUGUCCUUUCUCCCUCCUCCCCCCUCCUCCCCACAUGGGUCAGCAAGAACUUGGGAAAGAAGAGUUGGGGGCAGGGGGCACUGCAGCAGCCUCCUAACAGUGCCAGAGAGCUCUUGUGGGGCUGCUGGUCCCCAGGAUCCAGAAGCCCUUGCCAUCUCUCCUUCCUAUUUAACUUUAAAUGACAGUGACAUGAGCAGGCUCCUUAGAUGACAGCCCUGCCAUCCAGAAGUGCUCAGGAAUGGCCUCACCGCUCGUCCCACCCUCCCACCCAGGCUCGGAUGGUCUCAGUGAUGCAUCUCUGCAGGGUCAUUAUAGUGAAGUCACUUGGGAUGGUUAUAACGUUUCGAAGCUUGGAGUGAGGGUUGGGAUGAUGGCUCACAUCCUCCCAACAAAGAUGAGGUUCAAGAGCUCUGGCUUUCAUGUAAAUAAAUGUACAGGAAGAACAGCAAUUGGUCUGAAUAUGGGGGGGGGAGAAUCUGGGCAAGGGGCAUGCAUGGUCUCCCACACUCCCCCAGAUAAUGAAAGGACUUGGGGUGGGGGGCUCCCUGUUUUCCAAAUCACAUUGGCUCCAAAUCCCAAUUCUCUGUCCCUAGAACAUGACCCUUUCUUUCCCUUAUCCUAAAAUGUUAGACUCUACACUCCAAGUCCUUUCCCUCUUCCACUCUCUACCCCCCCAACAGUUUCCAAAUGGGAGGAAAUGGAAGCUUUCCAUUGAAGAAAGAGGAGCUUCUUUCUACUCCCUGCUUUCUAGUUUAGGGCAAAGAUCUCUCUGCUGAGGAGAAGGCCCUAGAAUCUCUAGAUUCCCCCAUCUGAGCCUUAGAUGAAGGGUCAUCCGAUGGCAAUAGCAUUGAGCUGAAUCUAAAGUCGCUUCUGGUUCUGACCUGUAUUCUGUGAUCCUCUAGCACCUUUGGGACAAGGACUCUUACUUCUUGUGUAAUGGGCCCUCUGGCAGGCUGGUGAAACCUUUCAGAAAAAUGUUUCCAAAUAAUUGAAGGAAAUGCUAAAUUUUAGUUAGAGGUUCAUGAAAAUAAAGAUGUGAUUUCCUCCCCAUC